This is a messenger RNA of Metarhizium album ARSEF 1941, 1641 nucleotides long. Its product is annotated as Heat shock protein DnaJ. The transcript has 3 exons. Gene Ontology annotation, biological process: protein refolding; response to heat. Gene Ontology annotation, cellular component: cytoplasm. Lineage: Eukaryota; Fungi; Ascomycota; Sordariomycetes; Hypocreales; Clavicipitaceae. The record is from RefSeq and is a predicted model, not a curated record. Gene Ontology annotation, molecular function: heat shock protein binding; ATP binding. Bases 1 to 1641 code for a protein of 546 amino acids.
AUGAAUUCUAACCUUCUCGCAAAGGCCGCCGCCGCGCCUGCGCGAGUGAUUGCGCAUGCCAAAUUCGGUGGUCAAGCGAAGCUCCGACGAUGCCUGAACAAAGGAGCAAAGCUUCAUACAACUUCUCUUCGCACGACCUCCCGUGAAACAUGUACUCGGAUGCAGAAAAACAUCUCUCCUUCGACGAAGAGACCCUUCCACAGCACCAAUCCUCUGCCCCAAAAAGACCCUUACCAAGCCCUUGGCGUAAGCAAGUCAGCAUCUGCCUCAGAAAUCAAAAAGGCCUACUACGGCUUGGCGAAGAAAUUCCAUCCGGACACGAACAAGGACCCAAAUGCGAAGGAGAAGUUUGCCGACAUCCAGUCAGCAUAUGAGAUUCUGUCUGACCCGAAGAAGAAGGAACAGUACGAUCAAUUCGGCGCUGCUGGCUUUGAUCCUAGCGGCGCACCAGGAGGAGAUCCAUUCGCAGGGGCUGGCAACCCAUUUUCUGGGUUUGGUGGACAAGGUGGCUUCGGCGCGCAGGGCGGCUUUGGCGGAGGUUUCAACUUUGAGGACAUCUUUUCAGCGUUCACUGGUCAACAGGGUCCUUUUGGCGGUCGACGAGGCGCACGCUCCAAUCCUUUCCAGCAAGAAAUCCUCGUGGGUGAUAACAUUGAGGUGCAGACCAGCAUAACAUUCAUGGAGGCCGCGAAGGGCACCAGUAAAACCAUCAGCACCACUCCGUUGACGGUUUGUGGGACGUGCACUGGUAGUGGACUGAAGCCCGGCACACAGCGCUCGCCGUGCAGGUCUUGUAAUGGAACCGGAACUCGAUUGCACUUUAUGCAGGGUGGGUUCCAGAUGGCCUCAACCUGCGGAACUUGCGAAGGCACUGGUACAACCAUUCCCAAGGGAUCCGAGUGUCGAACUUGCUCCGGCAAUGGUGUGGUAAGGGAACGGAAAAGCAUCACCAUCGAUAUUCCUGCGGGUAUUGAGGACGGCAUGCGGUUGCGCGUGGACGGCGCCGGCGACGCUCCGCCAACUGGAAAGACUGCCGACCCCAACGCCAGGAUUCAGCGUGGAGACUUGUACGUUUUCGUUCGUGUCGCCAAAGACCCCAAGUUCAGCCGGGAGGGCUCCAACAUUUUGUAUACUGCCACUAUUCCUCUCACCACCGCCUUGUUAGGUGGCCAGGUCAACAUCCCAACCCUCGAUGGCUCAGUCAAUGUCAAGGUAGCCACUGGCACCAACACCGGCGACAAGAUGACGCUCACCGGCAUGGGUAUGAAGAGACUGGGUGCCCGAAGAGGGGGAGCUGGUGACCUCCGAGUCGAGUUCCGGGUGAACAUGCCCAAGUAUCUCAGCGCAAACCAGCGGGCCCUAGUCGAGAUGCUUGCCGACGAGAUGGGUGACAAGACGGCUCGACGAGUCAUGAAUGUCUCGACAACCUCAAACACCGACGCAUCCAAACCAGAUUCACAUAAGAACGAAGGCUUUUUAAAGUCCAUGUGGCACACACUCACAAACCACCCGGCACACCAACAAGAAGGCGAAGAAAAGUCCAACACCGACAAGCCCGAUGCCAAGAAGGACUCCAAACCCGACAAGGAUAACAACAAACCGCGGGACGAGGCUAAAAAGUCGGAUUCUGGAACAGUCUAA